AUGGAAGGGGAAUUAGUGGCACUCUCUCUCUUGUCCCCCCACAACAGAGUGACUAAAGAAGUAGAUGCUGCCUCAAAAGAAGCCAAAUCCUUUCUGAAACAGCAAGAGAGAGAGAAAAUUCAGACAGCAACUCCAGCUUCUCUUCCUACAGUCUCUGGGGUGAAAAGGCCAAGUGGCAUGAACAGCCUCCUGGGGAAGAUUGGCUCCAAAAAGCAGAAGAUGAACACCCUGGAAAAAUCCAGACUGGACUGGGAGAAUUUCAAGGAGGAGCAGGGGAUUGGGGACGAGUUGGCUAUCCACAACCGAGGGAAAGAAGGGUACAUUGAGAGGAAGGCGUUUCUGGAUCGGGUGGACCACAGACAGUUUGAAAUCGAGCGCGACAUAAGACUAAGCAGGAUGAAGCCGUAAUGUGGAUGUGGGAGUCCACUCCCCUGUGGACAUGCUGGAGGGUCUGCGGGUGGCUGGCAGCCAUCGACUGAGAACAAAAUGCAAGAACAGUUUUUCUACCCAAGGCUUGACCCCUCUGUCCAAGCAGGUUUUUCUUUUUCCUGUCAUAGUUAGGAGAUGUUUGUCAAUGGGUGGGGGCACUUCAGGGGUUAAAUUGCUCAGCGGAUGACAGUAGCAUAUAGUUCUCUCUGCAGGAGUGACUGAUAUGAUUCUGGUGGGCAGUAUCCAAAAGCUGAAAACCCUUGGCAGGUAUCCUGUGUCAUCUCUGUACACUUCUGGCAGUGAGAUGGGUCAGGCAGACUUCACACUGCAGCACUGGCACAGGCUGCAGGAGUUGGCACAUUUCUGCUUAAACAGGCAAGGUCUAGCACUGCACACAAGGGAGGAGGGGAUGUCUCUACAGUACAGCAGUGCCUACAGAAGGGAGGAUGAAUCAAGGCUUGCAACAUGCUUGAAUACAAAAUAGCCUCCUGGGGUCACCACGGAAAGGUUUCCUGUUCCAGUCUUUUUAUUUUCAAGACUGCUUGGUAAUUGUGUGUCAUUCAGGCCUGUGGAAUUCUAGGUUUCAUCCCUUCCUCCUCCACUUCUCCAGCAGAGCCAGCUGGGUUUGAUUCUCAGACCUCCCAACACUCAACUUUCCUCCCGAAGAGUCUGAACUGUGUCUGUUUGUGUGUCUAUUUUUUAAGCAAGAAAAUUAAUAAAUCCUUCCUGUUUUGUUCCUAUUCAAUUUCCCAUGAAGAGGAGAGCAGCAGCAGGCAGGUAUGGGGGGCUGGUGUCCAACCAUUCAGACUAAUAAAGUAUUAUAUAUGGA
Molecule: messenger RNA, 1258 nt
Organism: Gavialis gangeticus (Gharial)
Lineage: Eukaryota; Metazoa; Chordata; Crocodylia; Gavialidae
Gene: CFDP1
Product: craniofacial development protein 1
Exons: 4
Coding region: 1-408 (135 amino acids)
Source: RefSeq, a predicted model, not a curated record